UAUCAUUAGUGAAGGAGUGUAGAUUUUGCGGGUCUGCUGAGGUGCCCGUUUGUUGUGUGAUUUAUAACUGAAAUGGAAACGAAAUGUUGGUGCUGGACUUUGUUUUUUUAUUUAAUAUCGAUACAUUUAACGGUGAAUGGCUUUAACUUGGAAACACGUUUACCUUUGAUAAAAGAAAGUGACAGCGGUUCAUAUUUUGGGUUUUCAGUGGCACAACACAUUGAUAUUGAUGAUAAAGAAGCGAAUCGCUACCCCGUAUUACUUGUAGGAGCACCUCUAGCACGGAAUUAUCGAGCAGAAAGGAAUCACUCGGGCGCCCUCUAUAAAUGCGAGUUAAAGACAUACAGGAAGGACUGUAGUCAAAUUGACAUUACACCUGAUAGUGAAUCAUCUGAUGAAGUUGAUAAAGAUGGGCAAUGGCUUGGUGUUACCGUAGCAAGUCAAAAACCUGGUGGCUAUGUGGUGACCUGUGCUCAUCGAUAUGUUAUUAAAGGCCUAGGUUAUCGUUGGGGAGAAGGAAUUUGCUAUUCCUUUAAAUCAUCUUUAGUAUAUGAUCGUCAGUGGCAACCUUGUCAAUUCCUUAACAAAGGUCAUGAAGAGUUUGGUUAUUGUCAAGCUGGAGUUAGUGUAUACGUGUUGGAGAACAAUGAAGUAGCAUUUGGUACUCCAGGACCAUAUACAUGGAAAGGAACCUUGUUUGUGAAUAAUGUUCGAUUCGAUAUUUGGGAUGAUACAUUUUGGCAUAGAGGUCCCUUAAACAAUGAUUCACCAGUUGGAAAAUAUAGUUACCUUGGAAUGUCAGUUACAGGAGGGAAGUUCUUUGGAAGUCACACCAGUUUUGUGGGAGGUGCUCCACGUUCAAAUGGUACAGGCCAAGUAGUGUUCUUUAAGAAGUUAAAGGUGAAUGAUGACUCUAAAUUUUCAGUUGAACAUAUACUGGAUGGGGAACAGUUUUUGUCUUCUUUUGGUUAUGCAUUGGCAUCUUUGGAUAUCAAUGGAGAUGGGGCUUUGGAUCUUGCCGUUGGAGCUCCAUUUUACUUUAGUGAAAAAGGAGGAGGAGCUGUGUAUGCUUACAUAAACACAGAGAAUGAUUUUAACGACUCAAAGAGAAUAAAGGUAACUGGAAAAGCACAAUCUGCAUUUGGCUUGACUUUAUCAAAUGCAGGAGAUUUAAAUAAAGAUGGAUACAGUGAUCUAGCAGUUGGUGCACCCUAUGAAGAAAGUGGCAAAGGUGCAGUUUACAUUUACUUAGGAUCUGCAGAAGGUCUUAUUACAAAGGCAGCUCAGGCCAUCAGACCAUCAGAUUUUCCUGAGAAAGCUCUGCCAAGAGUAGGAUUAAGAACAUUUGGUUAUUCUUUAUCAGGAGGGUUGGACAUGGAUUCAAAUGGAUACCCAGAUCUUCUCAUUGGAGCAUACGAAAGUGAUGCUGCUAUACUCUUGAGAUCACGGCCUAUUAUUGGUUUAGAAACUACUGUCACUGGUAACUAUACUGACAUUGAUCCGCAGAGAGCAGGAUGUAUAGAAGAUCCAACAUCAAACCAAGUAUGCUUUUCAUUCAGUGCCUGUUUUAAAAUCACUGAUACUGGUUCUGAUUUAAAAAUCAGAUAUAAGAUUGAGGAAGCAGCCUCCGCUGUUAAAUACUAUCGGGUAAUUUUCAACUCAUCUUAUGAUGCAGAAGCUCCAAAUGUUGUAACUGAAGAUCUUUCAGUUUCAAUGGGAGAAAGAAAGUGCAAGAAAGAAGUGAUCUACCUAAAGGACAAAACAGAUAUCCAAACUCCUAUCAAAUUCAAGCUACUUUACUCAUUAAUCCAAGAGGAUCCACCUCUGCCUCAGGAAGGAGAUGAGUUGCCUGAUCUAAAUAAGUAUCCAAUUCUUAAUAAACAAAAAUCAUUAAAGAUAUUUGAGGCUACUUUUUUGAAGAACUGUGGAGAUGAUGAAGUAUGUCAGAGUAACUUGGAACUGCUACUUGAGUUUGAGCUUUCAAAGCCACUAGGUGCUACACAUCACCAAAAGCUCUACUUGGGAGAAAAGUUUUUCAACAUCUCUGUGACAGUUAGAAAUUAUAACGAACCAGCUUAUAAUGCAGCAUUCUUCAUUUCCCAUCCCAAAAGCAUAAGCUAUGUGAAUAAUUUCAAGAAGGACUAUGAGCUAAACAUUGAAUGUAAGCCAGUCACAGAAUCAUUAGUAAAAUGCACUCUGGGUAAUCCAUUUACCUUAAAAGAAGUAGUUGUUCAGGUUAAGUUUGAUACCCGAAGGAUCAGAGAUGAUGAAAACUGGCUGACCUUUGAUGUGAAAGUGAAUACUACAAGUGUGAAUACAGCAGAGAAUACUACCUCCCACUUCGAGCUUGAAAUUAUACGGCUUGCAGAACUAAAAUUACGUGGUGUAUCUAAGCCAGAGCAAGUAUUAUAUAGUGAUGAAAUUAAAGAAGAGACAGUGAUGAUGUCUGAGACUGAUGUUGGUACCCCUGUUAUUCACACCUAUGAGAUUAUCAAUGAUGGACCAUUUCGAGCCAGAGAGGUACAGGUUGAGAUCUCUUGGCCAUAUGAACUUGGAAAUAACAAAAAUAAGGAACAAUAUGUGCUUUAUUUAAUGGAAACCCCAAAGGUUUAUGGGAAUGGCUACUGCCUAUUGGAUGAAAAAUGGGUGAAUCCUCAUAGUAUUGGGUCUAAGAACUUGGCUGAAAAGGGAAGCAAUAGUGUAAAUACUAUUCGAAGGAAGAGAGAAGCAGCUACUGUGCACGAGGAAAAAUUGGUUGAUGGAAAGGCUGUCAAAUAUGUGGCAUUGGACUGUGAAAAUGACAGUUUCAAGAUCAAAUGUCUAAACAUCACAUGCACCAUUAAUAAUCUUGAAGCCAGAAGUAGUAAUGUUAUAAAUAUAAAGGCUCUUCUUUGGAAUAGCACAUUUGUCCAGGAAUAUCCAAAAGUAGACUACGUUAGUAUUAUUUCCAGAGGGAAGAUCCACCUUAUAUCUAGCCUAGAUAUAGAACAAAACACAACCAAUGAUGAAGCUAAAGCUGAAACGAAAGCUUAUUCGGAUGUACAUUUUUCUAAAACAGAGAAGAAAACACCCAUUCUGUUUAUCAUAGUUUCUGUGGCUUGUGGCAUUCUCUUACUUGUAAUUGUUGUUAUAAUUCUGUGGAGGUGUGGAUUUUUCAGAAGACCUUUACAGCAAUAUACUGUAGUGCCAAAUGAAGAAAAAAGUGCUACUAGUUUUCCAGAAACAUCAUAAGCAAGACAUCAUCAUUAAGAAACUGUGUGAUAAGUCUAUGAAAAGGAUGUUUAAAGUUAGCCACAACUAAUAGGUUCAUAUGACUGAAAUUAAAAGUUUACACAUUACUUUUCACUAAAAGUUUUAUCUGUCCUUGAACUAUGAAGUUGAAAGAUUUUUUGUUUCUGCAGUUAGGCCAGUAGGUGAUGUCAAUAAUACAACAGUAAGGUCUCUAUAGUUAAUAUGAAAGUUUAACUUGUUUGUUUUUUAAUUAAAACUAUUAUGGCUGAUCAAAAGUUGUAGAAAUUUACUUUUAAAGGCUA
Molecule: messenger RNA, 3533 nt
Organism: Limulus polyphemus (Atlantic horseshoe crab)
Lineage: Eukaryota; Metazoa; Arthropoda; Merostomata; Xiphosura; Limulidae
Product: integrin alpha-PS1-like
Exons: 26
Coding region: 73-3231 (1052 amino acids)
Biological process (GO): cell adhesion mediated by integrin; integrin-mediated signaling pathway; cell-matrix adhesion
Cellular component (GO): external side of plasma membrane; integrin complex
Molecular function (GO): integrin binding
Source: RefSeq, a predicted model, not a curated record